Molecule: messenger RNA, 2747 nt
Organism: Corticium candelabrum
Lineage: Eukaryota; Metazoa; Porifera; Homoscleromorpha; Homosclerophorida; Plakinidae
Exons: 9
Coding region: 329-2578 (749 amino acids)
Biological process (GO): signal transduction
Molecular function (GO): protein binding
Source: RefSeq, a predicted model, not a curated record
AGGUGAGUGUGUGACAGUUGAGUGUUGGUGUUGUGUUGUCUCACACUGUUUCUCAUGUUUCUCUUGCUCUCAUUUAUUCCAUCAUUGACUGGAUGAACAUCAUUAUGAGCAGGACUUUGGGAAUCGGUUGCAGUUGGUACCUGUGAAGAGAGGAGUGGUGAAGCUGGUAGGAAAAGAUGGAAGUGGAAAGUCAAAUCUGAAGAGAUCUUUGAAACGGGAGAGGUUUAAUCCUAAGCAUACAAGCACAGAAGCAAUAGAAAUAGAGGUGUUGCACCAAGAUGAUGACAGCAAGGCAUGGAUUCCAAUCAAGGAAGGUCAGGUUCGACGAAUGGUUGCAAAUGUCUUGGAAAAUACAGGAAGUAAGUCAAAUUGUGGAGGAAGGAAAUUGCAGCGAUAUGAGUACGCAACACUGAGCAAACAGGUCAGAAGCAUGAUGCAAAAAUACAGCGACAUUCAUGUAGCUCUACCCAGAGUAAUAAUUCAUGUGUGUGACCACGGUGGACAAGAAAACUUGUUUUCAAGCUUGGCUCCAUUUGUGGCUUCCAAUUCUGUCUAUCUCAUGGUAUAUGAUGUGUCAAUACCACUGGAAGCUGAAGCUCAGUCAUCAGUUCGACUCAAUGUUGAAGGUGAUUAUCAGCACUUGGAAGUGAAGCUUCAUCACAUGAAAUACAACAAGGACUGGAUCAAUCAUCACUUGUCUGCCAUCAGUGUCAGUUCUGUGUCCAAACAUCAUCAAUUAGCAGAUGAGAGUAGGAGUGAAACUGAAGAGAAACUUACAAAUGUCAGCAACACAGAGUCCACUGGAAAUGCUGUAGUAAAGAGUAGUACUCAAGGCAUUGGAUCAGUAUUUGAGUGUGUGUCUCCACCUGCUAUCUUUGCAGCCAGUCAUGCUGAUAAAAUUGUUGGUAAAGAAGAAGAAGUGAUGAGAAAACAAGAUGCAGUUCUCAACAGAAUGUUACGUGACAAGCCAUACACAGGUCAUGUUUACCGUCGGCCACCAGAAAGCCAGUCAUCAUUGUUUAAGUCAGAGUUGUGUUUCUGUAUCGACAAUACAAAGUCACAUUCACCAUCACGGCUAUCCAGAAUAUUCCGAAGGAAAGAAGAUCCUGAAUUAGUUGCACUACGAAAGUUGAUAAUAUCUAAGGUAGAGCAACAUUGUACACAAGAACUGAUUCCAGUCAACUGGUUACUGAUUGAAGAUAAGGUGUAUGAAAUAAGAGACAAGUCACAUGACAAGAUCAUUCCGUUUGAAAAGUUGGUAGAAGUAGGUGUAGAGCAAUGUUCAAUAAAGUCGUCCAGUGAGGUGUCUGAUGCUCUCUCUCAUUUGCAUAACUUCUCUAUUGUGGUCUACUUUUCAUCAUCUCCAAUUCUUCGACAUUAUGUAUUCAUUGAUGCUCAGUGGGUGUUCACGUCUCUCUCUCGUCUCUGUCCUUUGCAUUCUAAGGGUUUACCUGCUAAUCUUCAAAAGGACUUCGAUAUGCUUACCAAGAAAGGCAUCAUGUCGCAAGAGCUUGCCAAUUAUUUCUUCCGCGAUCUGAAAGAUGAAGAUCGCAGCAAAAUGCUAGAAGCGGCACAACUGCUCGAUAUUGUGUCAAAACAUCAAACGUCUGAGCAGGAUAUUGAGUACUUUGUCCCCAGUGCCCUGCGGGAAGAUUAUGAAGUUAAAAUUGAGGUGAAAAGCAGUAGUAAUGAUAUUGCAAGUCCUGCUCCUCUUGUGUUGAGGCCAGACAGCGUUGGCAUGUUCAUAGAGGCAUUGUUCUUUCGUCUCUUGAAUCGAUGUGUUCGUCAGUAUCCGUACAAGCCUUCAUUAUAUCGUAACUAUGCUAUUUUACACACAGAGAAUGCGUGUGACAUUAAAAUAUUCUAUACCUAUGAUUAUGUUCUUGUGGGGCUGAGACCAGAAGACUCAUUGUCAUAUGAAGACGUAAGGAAGAGCUGUGUCGAAGCCCGUCAAUUUAUCGUCGAGUCAGUGGACGAAGUGAAGCAGCAAGGAUUAUCGGGUUUCGAGUACUCUGUCUGUUUCCAACAUCUGACAUCGGGAGAAAAUAGCUUCCUGCCCGUCAACAGUGAUCGACUCGUGUCUUUAAAUGAUUACCCUAAAGAUAAACGUUUGCUUUAUACCAAUAAUUCAACAGCUUGUCUCACAGCUGAAGAGAAGAAGUCGAUAGACAUCUGGUUUUCUCCAAGAGGAUCUGAUCUUUCGAGUGAACCGAUGGCUUCAACAGCUGAGCGUCAGAAUGCAUCAACAGAUGGUGGAAAGCAACGUGCAAGUGAAUCUGCAUUAUUCACAGGCAAUGUCGAGAGAGAUUAUGAAUCGAUAACCAGAGCUGUUGUUCAUUUUGGCAGCAGCCAGUGGCAUGAAAUUGGCCUGGAGUUGGGAAUGAACGAAGAUCAGAUUAAGUCAGAAACUCAUGAUAAACCUCGCUACACUGGGAAACUACGCGCUCUGAUUGAAGCAAGAAGAGCGAAAGUAUCCAAACAGCAGACAAUAGAGGAUUUGUUGAAGGCUUGCCGACGGAUACCUCACCCUAUAUAUGAGGAUGUGAUACAGCAAUGGAAGAAAGGAUUGGGGCAGUAGCAGAUUAUUAACAAGGAGCCGAAGAUGGAUGGGAAACAUUAUCCAAUACUACUGACUUGCACCUCCUACUAGACGACUAGAUAUCUAUAGUGUAUCCUAGUGGACAUUGUGUAUGUAUUCAUUCACAUUGUGCUAAUGGAAUAGCAGCAAAGACGCUUUUCAAUAUUAA